Messenger RNA from Hymenoscyphus albidus, 4619 nucleotides. NCBI's taxonomy places the organism in Eukaryota, Fungi, Ascomycota, Leotiomycetes, Helotiales, Helotiaceae. The record is from the annotation of a GenBank genome assembly.
AUGCUAGAAGCUUUAGUAAUAAAGUAUAUAUCGCAAAGAUAAUAGUGCUAUUAGAAAGCUUUAGAUUUGUAGAUAUAAUUUCAUACUAAGCUUAUAAUUUUUAGUCAAUUUUUACCUACUACACCCUACUACACUCGUGGAGUAGCCAAGUGGAAGGUGGAUACUAACUAGGUAUAUCUGACCAAUAAUCGUUAAUUACCUUUUUGGGCAAUUAACAAGGGGGGUACUAGGAGACUGUCCAGUCUGUCCUUAGGGGCUCUACGAGCAGCCGCAGGCGUCUGUGCUCGCGAGGCCCGCUUUAAGUUAGGAUGAUUCCACAGUCAUUUAAGCGCAUUAAUAGUCAGUGCACUUCCUGUUGCGCUAUCGCUUACAGUCAGCGGAAGCAAGUGCAAUGUUUGGCACACAUAUAUCGCUCUUAACUACGAUAUAGCGCCCCACCCACCUUUCGGAAAGACAUAUAAAUAGUAUAGAAUUAUAGGUAUAAUUAAUUAUUAUCCUAUACGAAAAGAGUACUUUUUUUUAAAUAUGAAUUGCGUACGAUGCGGACGAGUUUCUGUGUUUCUGUACCUGAGGCUCUGUUUACUCCGAAUAUUAGACCUUAAUGUCACGAAUCACGUGUUCACGUGAUAAGAGAAGACCAGGCGGCGUCCUGAAAGGUCAAGCACUAUCAGUACUCUUAUAGCAAAUAGGGACGCUUGGGCUAGCUAAGCGAUCCAGGGAUUUCAUUCGGUUAGUAUCACGUGACAGGGUCACAUGAUCGUUGGAGCUUGCAGGAGCUUGCGUUGGAGCUUGAGGAUCUUGGGCUCCCCGUAGGCUCCACGAGAACGAAGGUUCUAUAUAAGACUGGCACUUCUGCCAUUAGAUAGGAGCUUCGUGCUCAACUUAGUUAUCAAUCUUAUCAUAUCAGUUUGACAUCUUUGAUACAAGUAACGAGUUCACUUCCAAGUGAACAACCCGAUAGUCUUCUUCUUAUCAUAGCAUACCAACCAGCGAACACCCAGCCAAGUUUAGUUAGCCAGUUUGAGUAUUCGUUACAACUACUACUUAGCUUAAAGAAAAUUCACUUGUUUAAAUAAGAGCUAGAUUUACUACUAACUAAAGGGUAGUAAAUUUCUUAUAAAUUAGGCGAGGGAGGGGGGUAUUAAAAUACUAAAUACCCGGGUAUUAAUUUACUAGCUAUAUAGCUUCCUGUAACGAAUACUCAAACUGGCUAACUAAACUUGGCUGGGUGUUCGCUGGUUGGUAUGCUAUGAUAAGAAGAAGACUAUCAGGUUGUUCACUUGGAAGUGAACUCGUUACUUGUAUCAAAGAUGUCAAAUUAGUAUGAUAAGAUUGAUAACUAAGUUGAGCACGAAGCUCCUAUCUAAUGGCAGACGUGCCAGUCCUAUAUAGGACCCUCAUUCCCAUGAUCGCUGCUGGUCGCCGCGACCAAGACGACCUGGCCGUUGUAGUCGCUCGCGACCCAGCGACCACCAUUUGUCACGUGAUAACAAUACAGAGAAGUCCCUGGAUCGCUUAGCUACUCCAAACGAUUCCUAAUUGCUACAAGAAACCUGGAUGUGCCUGUCGAGGGUUGCGCCUCUUAUUAUGACAGGUAUCACGUGAACACGUGAUUCGUGACACUUCCCCUAACCCUUUACGUUAUACUUACUUUCGCUAAUUAUAAGCGACUAAGCGUAGUAGGAAGAUAUACUAACUUUUAUUGCCUUCAUAAAAGUUCUUUAGUUUAAAAAUUAGUUUUAAUCCGAUAUCUACUUUUCCAACUUACCACUUAGUUGUUUAGUACUUAAUCUAGUUUAAUAUCCUCUCGUCUCGAUGUGAUUUAUUCCUCGUCCCUCGGAUCCCAAAAGAGACUCUAGAAGGCUUCGUGUGGGCCAGAACGUUAAACCUCAGAUACCUACUACAUUAGGUAAAGCGUUAAGAUACCUACUACAUUAGGAAGGAAAAGUGGGUGCGUGGUGAGUCAGCAGGAAUAUCAAAACUUGAAAACUCGGCGGUACAAUGCGUAAGGCUCUUUCUAGCUACGUAGCGGCACUUCUACCGGUCGGACAGACGUACAAAUAAGACGUAUUUGUAGGGACAAUUAAGUACUGUUAUAUUCUCGAAGUAUAUGUCGUUCCGACAUGUGCGCAUACAGCUACGUAGGUGCAAAGAGCCGCAUGCGUACAGGUGAGGCUCACGUGCGUAUGCGGCUCUCGGUACCGGCUCCCCGUGUGGCUAAGUGUGGCUUUGCGGCAAUACGAGCGAUACGAGUUCUGGCCCACACGACGCCUAUAAGAGUCUCCUUCGAGACUCUUAUACUAAGAUUGUUUAGUACUAUACCUUCUCAACUCCCUCACCACAAGAAAUCCCACAAUCCAUCACCAUUACCAUCAAAUUCAUAGUCCCACAGUCCUACAAAGGUUAUACCUACUAUACUAUACUAUACUUGUCACGGAUGCCAACAAAGGAUAAAGUGUAUACAGCUUUUGAAUCAAUUGCUAGAACUAAAACCGUAGGUACGAAGAAAUCAAACUAAAGAGAGAAGAGAAUCUGAAAGGAGCGAAGUUAUUUAAGUUGUUCCAAUGCCAAGUCUCGUCACGUGCUUGGCCAAGCGAAUGAAAUCCUGUCAAAUGAAAUCCAGCUCCGUCACAAUACUAUACAUAGACAUAGACAUAGACAUAGACAUAAAAUAAAUAAAAUAAAUAACCUCUUUUCCUUACUAUUACACUUUCCCUUCACCUUACCAUUACCAUUACCAUUACCCUUACUAUUUAUUACCUUAAUAAACGUAACUAGCUAAUGUCCUACCUUAAUGAAACCUUAUUCAUAUUAAUCUCCUAAUAACUAAUACCUUCUACUUUCCUAGUAGAAAAGCUAAUAAUCUGUUGUGCUGGAUCUACUUUCUCUUUUGCUCCACUUCCUUAUUUGAUCCACUUAUAGUUCUGCUGCCUAAAUGCUUCAUGUCUGCCUAAACCUUACACUCUUUAUAUAAACACCUUAGAUAGCUACCUUUUACAAUGCAAUCAAUUCUCCAUGACCUUCAGUACCCAAUACCCUUUCAACCCAAUAUAAUCUAAUCGUCCUACGUCGGGGGAUUAGAUAUUUAAUAUUAGUACAUUUACUAAUUUAGUGAAUAAUCUAUACUCUAUAAACCCACCUAGGUACAAGGCACAAGUUCACAACACCACCCCUAUUACUCACAAUACCGCUUCCAUUCCCCCAUUUCCCCAUUUCCACAACCCACCAAAGUCCUAUACAAUGACACCAAAGAUCCUCUCAUCCUCCCCCUAAUAGAUACCCUAACCCUAUACCCUAUACCCUAUAUUCAAUCCCACACCAUAUCCCCCAUCCCAUCCCCUCUCACCUGACCCUCUACCCACUAAUCCCUCCACCCNGUAGGUAGGUAGGUAGGUAGGUAGGUAGGUAGGUAGGUAGGUAGGUAGGUAGGUAGGUAGGUAGGUAGGUAGGUAGGUAGGUAGGUAGGUAGGUAGGUAGGUAGGUAGGUAGGUAGGUAGGUAGGUAGGUAGGUAGGUAGGUAGGUAGGUAGGUAGGUAGGUAGGUAGGUAGGUAGGUAGGUAGGUAGGUAGGUAGGUAGGUAGGUAGGUAGGUAGGUAGGUAGGUAGGUAGGUAGGUAGGUAGGUAGGUAGGUAGGUAGGUAGGUAGGUAGGUAGGUAGGUAGGUAGGUAGGUAGGUAGGUAGGUAGGUAGGUAGGUAGGUAGGUAGGUAGGUAGGUAGGUAGGUAGGUAGGUAGGUAGGUAGGUAGGUAGGUAGGUAGGUAGGUAGGUAGGUAGGUAGGUAGGUAGGUAGGUAGGUAGGUAGGUAGGUAGGUAGGUAGGUAGGUAGGUAGGUAGGUAGGUAGGUAGGUAGGUAGGUAGGUAGGUAGGUAGGUAGGUAGGUAGGUAGGUAGGUAGGUAGGUAGGUAGGUAGGUAGGUAGGUAGGUUGGGUAAGGUUAGGUAAGUAGUACGAGGAUGAGGAUGAGGAUGAGGAUGAGGAUGAGGAUGAGGAUGAGGAUGAGGAUGAGGAUGAGGAUGAGGAUGAGGACAAAGGUAUAAAUAUAGUAUCCACGAGUUACCAUAUACACACACACAGCACUCAAAGUCUCUAACUCAAAAACCCCAAAAAUCGGUAAUAUUAUCAUCAAACACCGCCAGGAUUCAGAAUCUGGGAGAGGAGGAGAAGAAAUAUCAUUACCACUUCCACAAUUAUCUCUAUCGCUCUCUCUAUCGCUAUUUCUAUAACAUACACCCACACAACCCCCAAAACAACAUUUCAUCACUCCACUCCACUCCAUCCCACAUCCCCCUCUCAAAAUGGGCCAAAAAGAAAAUAAUCAAACAAGACCACCAGAAGGUCUAUCUAUAGCACAAGUUCCAAAAUGGAGAUGUAGACUUCCUAUCCACGGUCACUCACACAUCUUCUGUUAGGAAGGAGUGGGAGAAUGGUAAGGUAGGAGGUGUGGAAGCGAGAUCAGAUAAGACCAUAUAGAGGUCUAGGAAGCUCUCCACCCAAACGAGAAGAAGUCGAGACCUCGCGUCCGGUCUUCAUCUUGACGCUUUUGGGGGGUGUCUUGAUUCCUACGUAUGCCUCGCGUCUAGCUGGGUCGCCAACAGUGACGGAGCGUGAGGAGAGGCCGUAG